AUGUUAAAUGGUGGCACUGGUGUUCGUGUAUUCUCCUCUCUUCUGUUUCUCAUACGUAUUGACUAUCGAGACCGUCCAUCAAUUACUACAAUUUUAAAGAAACCUUUCUUACAGAAGAGAAUAGAACAAUUUCUAUCGGAUGCACAAAUCUCUGAUGAAUUCAGUCACACAGUUUUACAUCGAAAUCGUCCUGCCUUAGCUGCUAGACCACCAGUACAAGCAGUUGCCAGGAAACCACCAUCCAAUCAACUUCGCAUCAGUGACCCAGCUGCCAAAUAUGGAGUUCCUCUUGCUAGAAGACCAGUACCUGCUGCUGCCAAAAGACAACCAAUCAGACGCUCGGGUGAUAAUAGACCUAAGAAACCACCCUCUGUACCAAAUGACAGCAAAGAGCUGGAACGAAAGAAAAAAGAACUAAUCGAAAAGGAAAAUGCAAGACAAGAAAAAGACAGACAAAUAAGACAGCAUCAUAUUCAAUUAUUAGAAAAACAAAGAAAAGCACGGAUAGACAAAGCUAAAGAAGAAGGAGGUUGGCGCAAUCUGUUGGAUUCUGGAAGUUCAGGAGGAUCUGGUGGUGGUGGUGGUGGUGGUGGGUCUGGAUCAUCAGCUGGCAAUAAUAACAGGAAUGGAGCAGCUCCAAGACUAGAUGCAAGACCAGAUCAGGUGAAGUAUAAAUUUGUAAUAUUCAGACAAGCAGUAGCAGUGAUUAUUCUUGUCAAACGAUCUAUUUAUUUAUUUGUGUUACAUUUAAGUCUGUACAUUAUGGCCUAUGGCCAAUGGUACUGA
Messenger RNA from Saccoglossus kowalevskii, 786 nucleotides. RefSeq names its product serine/threonine-protein kinase Nek1-like. The record is from RefSeq and is a predicted model, not a curated record. Lineage: Eukaryota; Metazoa; Hemichordata; Enteropneusta; Harrimaniidae. Gene Ontology annotation, molecular function: protein kinase activity; ATP binding. Gene Ontology annotation, biological process: protein phosphorylation.